AUGGACCCGCGGAAAAAAUGGCUACCUCUUCACACCCUCGCUGCAUCUGGAGAGUUCUACCUUGUUGAUGCUUUGUUGAAACAUAAUGUUGACAUCAAUGCUGUGGAUAAGGAUGGCUUGACUGCAAUUCACAAAGCUAUCAUUGGGAAGAAGCAGGCAGUUACCAACUAUCUGUUGAGAGAAUCAGCGAAUCCUUUUGUUUGUGAUGAUAAUGGGGCCACUUUAUUGCAUUAUGCUGUUCAAACAGCAUCAAGUCCAGCAAUCAAAAUUCUUUUGUUAUACAAUGUUGAUCUAAAUCUUAAAGACAAUGAUGGAUGGACACCUUUACAUCUUGCUGUUCAAGCUCGUAGGACAGAUAUAGUGAAACUGUUAUUGAUUAAAGGAGCUGAUAAAACAUUGAAAAACCAGGAGGGUUUAACCCCACUCGAUCUAUGCCUCUACUCCGGUAAAGACACGAGAACUUAUGAAUUAAUCAAGCUUUUGAAGCAGCUUCCAAAACGCCGUUGACUGCUCCGACAUAAAAUCCAUUCCAUCAGUGUUACAAUUACCAAACUGAUUGUGCAGCCCAGUAGUAGUAUUAGAUUCAGCAUCAUCCAAAAUCACUUAAAAACUGAGCAUCGUACGACUGUAUGUAUGUCAGAUGAUCCUUCCAAUGGCGAACUCGAGCUUACAAGUAACCGACAAGGCACGUAAGAAGAAUGUGCAUUUCACAGCCUGCUCUUCUACUGUAAAAUCUAUCACCCAAUCACAUCAUUAUAUUUUUGUAUGUGUCUAUCAAUUGAAUCUAGGCAGGUAUAGUCCUUGUAUUAUUAAUCGGUCAAUCUACCCAAUGAAUAUAAUCUGUUUUAUUCAUUAGCUUCUCAUCUCAUUUUUUGAGCAAGACAAUAGACUAUCAAACUAGUAGAAAAUUUUUACUGCAGAUGUCUUGAAAAUUUUAAUAUAUAUGUAUAUGAUUGUGCAUGAAACUUGUGGAAAAGGAAUUGCUUUUAUUGUUUGAAAUGGCUUUACUCAAACGUAGCCAUCAUUUCUCUAAUUCAGUGGCGAAAUACCUGAAGAAAUUGCAGAUUAUGGGAAUUUGACCUUGAUUCGACAGUUCAGCGU
Pistacia vera is the source of this 1101-nucleotide messenger RNA. Its product is annotated as ankyrin repeat domain-containing protein, chloroplastic-like. The transcript has 6 exons. The coding region runs from base 1 to 507 and encodes 168 amino acids. Gene Ontology annotation, cellular component: chloroplast outer membrane. Gene Ontology annotation, biological process: protein targeting to chloroplast. NCBI's taxonomy places the organism in Eukaryota, Viridiplantae, Streptophyta, Magnoliopsida, Sapindales, Anacardiaceae. The record is from RefSeq and is a predicted model, not a curated record. Gene Ontology annotation, molecular function: chloroplast targeting sequence receptor activity; protein binding.